AUGAUGAGCGACCUCCAUAAAUCCUUCGCCAAAUCAAAACUGGCCCAGCUUCCAUCCGAACCACCAAUGGCCGAAUCAAUGAAUCAAUCCGAAGAUGCAUCGGACGCUGGCUCAUCAGCUUCCUCAGUCUCAUCAAGCGGAACGAUGGUCCCGUCACCGACACGACAUCUGUUUGCCCGAACGGACCGCCGACAAUCGUCUCAGUCCUCCUUGACAUGGACAGACUUCUUUGAACAAGAGUUAUUCCUCGCGGAGGAAGUGGACGAUUUCCAUAUUGUCCACCACGCCUAUUUAACAUCACCAAAAGACUCAGGUCCGCUGUUUGUCAUGCACCAUGGAGCUGGUUCGUCUGGACUUUCAUUCGCGACAUGCGCAGAAGAGAUCCGGAAGAUUCUACCUAAGGCGGGGAUCUUAUCUCUAGAUGCUCGGAGCCAUGGCCGCACUGUCAUGACCACUUUAAUCAAUAAGACGGAGGAACAGGCACCCUCUACGGCGACGGCGGCUCAUGUUGACUCGUCCGAGCAGGUUGAGCUGGACCUCAGUCUCGAAGUUUUAAGCCGGGAUCUGGUCCAUGUCAUCCACCAGACACAGGCCAGAAUGGGCUGGGAGAACCUCCCUGAUAUCGUUUUAGUUGGACACAGUCUCGGCGGUGCAGUAAUUACAGAUGUCGCCAAGGGCGGAGAGCUAGGCAACAAGUUGCUAGCAUACGCAGUGUUUGACGUGGUCGAAGGCUCAGCGAUGGACGCUCUGCAGAGCAUGGAGAAAUACCUUUCUACCCGUCCUACUCGAUUCCCAUCUCUUCAAUCCGGCAUUGAAUGGCAUACACGUUCCCGCACCAUCCGCAACACGAUCUCUGCCCGCGCCUCCGUUCCCUCACUCUUAUACGAAGAGAGCGAGCCCGUCGAUCCAUCCCGUCCCUGGGUAUGGCGCACAAAUCUCUCUGCGACGAAACCAUUUUGGGAAAACUGGUUCGUUGGAUUGAGCAGCAAGUUCCUCGCUGCACGGGGCGGCAAAUUACUCCUACUUGCUGGAACGGACCGACUAGAUAAAGAGUUGAUGAUUGGGCAGAUGCAAGGCAAAUAUCAACUCCAGGUCUUUCCUGAAGCAGGCCACUUCGUUCACGAGGACCAGCCGGCCAAGACCGCGCAGAUACUGGCGGAUUUCUAUCGACGGAAUGACCGGAGUGCAUUGGUACUUCCGCCUAAGGUUGCGGAUAUGCAGGCAUCGGCUGCGAUGAAUAAUGGAGGAUCUGGUCCUGAUAGCUCGACAGGGCAUCUGAGAUAG
Molecule: messenger RNA, 1284 nt
Organism: Penicillium bovifimosum
Lineage: Eukaryota; Fungi; Ascomycota; Eurotiomycetes; Eurotiales; Aspergillaceae
Gene: ppe1
Product: putative ribosomal protein/carboxylic ester hydrolase (Ppe1)
Exons: 5
Coding region: 1-1284 (427 amino acids)
Biological process (GO): protein demethylation
Molecular function (GO): protein methylesterase activity
Source: RefSeq, a predicted model, not a curated record